AUGGAGGAGGGGGACGCCGGCAGUGAUGACAAGAGAGGAGCAUGCCUAGCCUUUGCGGGUGGGAUCUGUCGAACAGAAACGGGCUCUGUGCCAAAAAGCAUUUUGGUCCCCGGGUCCUUUCUCUUGCCUAGACGUAUGAGAAAUCUGACAGAAUAUUUUGUGGCCGUGGAUGUAAACAACAUGUUACAUCUGUAUGCCAGUAUGCUGUAUGAGCGCCGGAUUCUCAUCGUCUGCAGCAAGCUCAGCACUUUGACCGCCUGCAUCCACGGGGCCGCCGCCAUGCUGUACCCCAUGUUCUGGCAGCACGUGUAUAUCCCCGUCCUGCCUCCGCAUCUGCUGGACUACUGCUGUGCUCCCAUGCCCUACCUCAUAGGAAUCCAUUUAAGUUUAAUGGAGAAAGUCAGAAACAUGGCCCUAGAUGAUGUCGUGAUCCUCAACGUGGACACCAACACCCUGGAAACUCCCUUUGAUGACCUCCAGAGCCUCCCAAAUGAUGUGAUGCUACCACAACAAAGUGAAUCUCGACUUUUACCUCAUGUAAAUAUUAGCUCAAAAUGGAUUAUGGACUGAAACCCAGAAGCAAAAACUAUAAGUAGAAGAAAAUAGAGAAGAAAAUCUUCAUGAACUUGGGAUAGGCAAAGAUUUCUCAGAUAAGACACAAAAAGCACACAUCAUAAAAGAAAAAGUGAUCAAUUAAACCUCAUAAAAAUAAAAGCUUAUCUUUUUCAAAAGGCACCAUUGAAAAAAUGAAGAAGCAAGCCAUAGACUGAAAUAUUCUCCAUACGUAUAUAUGAAAAAGGGUUUUUUCCCAGAAUAUACAAAGAACCCUCAAACUCAAUAAUAAGGAGACAGUCCAAUUAAAAAGUAGCGAAAGAUUGAAGAGACACUGAGCAGUAAAAGAUAUUCAAAUGGCCAAUGCACACAACCCUUGAAGGAGCAGAUUAGUAACACAAUGAGCAUACCGCCUUAUACCCACUGGUGUGACCAAAAUAAAAUGACUGCAUUUCUUAUAAAUGUGUAUCUUAAACCUAUGUUUACUCUCUGACAAAGUAUUUCACUCCUGGGUAUUCACCCAAGAAAAUUAAAACUUACGUGCACACAAAUACAUGUAUGUAAAUGUCCUUAAGCAGCUUUUUUCAUAAUCACCAAAAACUGGAAAUUAACCCAAGUGUCCUUCAACUGGUGAAUGUAUAAACAAAGGAAUACUACUCAGCAAUAGAAAGAAACAAUUGAUCUGUUCAACAACAUGGGUGAAUCUGAACUAUCUCACACUGAGCAAAAGAAGCCAGACAUAAGGGAAUAUACUAUAUGAUUUCAUUUAUGUAAGAUUCUAGAAGAGAGAAAGCUGUUCUGUGGUGGA
Leptonychotes weddellii (Weddell seal) is the source of this 1360-nucleotide messenger RNA. The record is from RefSeq and is a predicted model, not a curated record. NCBI's taxonomy places the organism in Eukaryota, Metazoa, Chordata, Mammalia, Carnivora, Phocidae.